Molecule: messenger RNA, 1746 nt
Organism: Solanum verrucosum
Lineage: Eukaryota; Viridiplantae; Streptophyta; Magnoliopsida; Solanales; Solanaceae
Product: protein EMSY-LIKE 3-like
Exons: 9
Coding region: 195-1517 (440 amino acids)
Biological process (GO): defense response to fungus
Source: RefSeq, a predicted model, not a curated record
UCCUUAAUUAUUCGUCGAAACUCUGCUUGUUUUUACUUUCCUUCUUUCUUUAUCUCUCUCUAUAUAUAUCUAUAUGUAUUGACGCAGGCGGCAAGGGCAUUAGAAAAAACAACAAUCUUUUCUGCAUCAGAAAGCCGUUUCAUUUCAUUUAAUUUGUCGAAUUCUGAGAUUAAUAUAGUUUGAAGAUCCGGUGUAUGGACUAUGGGCUUUUAGAAAGCAGCGGUACUGAUGAUGAUCAGCCUCAAUCACAAUAUAAUCGAGUCCCUGCAGGAAGUAUUAUAGGUGGAAACGGUAGGUCUAGUAUAAGUUCAGCCCCAUACCAAAGGAUGUAUGUUGAUAUGGAAGUCGAAAUUCACAACCUUGAGCAGGAUGCCUAUGGUGCAAUCCUUCGAGCUUUCAAAGCACAGUCUGAUGCUCUUACAUGGGAAAAGGAAAGCUUGAUAACAGAACUCAGGAAAGAGCUGAGAGUGUCAGAUGAUGAGCACAGAGACCUACUGACCAAGGUCAAUGCCGAUAACCGUAUUCAUAGUAUCAGGGAGUGGAGAAAGACCAAUGGAAACCAACCUGUUCAUGAUCAACUCCCCAGUCCAACAAUUUCUGGAUCAAGAAAGAGGACAAAAAUGUCACAAUCUGUGAUAAUGCCACUUGGUACCCCGUUGGAGUCCUUGCACCAUCAGACAAUUGCAGCGAGCACGCAACCUACUACUCCAGGUGCAAAAUGGGGAGCAGCACCAGGAAAUGGAGGAUUUAGGUCUAGACCUGGCCAGCAAGUGUUCUCCUCUUCAAGGGCUGUUCAUUAUCAGCAGGCUGCUCCUGGUUCUUCAAGUGCUCUUCGUUCUGGUGAACUUGCUGAAAGACCGCGCGAUCCCCUGAUUGGGAGAAGAGUGAUGACUAGGUGGCCAGAUGACAACAACUUCUACGAGGCCAUUAUAACUGACUACAGUGCUGUUGAUGGUCGGCAUGCUUUGGUGUAUGAUAUGAAUACACCAAAUGAAACUUGGGAAUGGGUUGAUCUCAAAGAGAUUCGCUCCAUGGAUAUUCGUUGGAUAGGUGAUGAUCCUGGAAUAUCUCGAGUAGGAGGAGCUGGUGGGCCAGGCUAUGGAGGAGUUAAUACUCUAAGUGCUGGAAGAGGGAGGAGAUUUGCUAGGCAACAAUUUGAGAAUGAUGUCAAUGCAUCAGAGAAUAGAAUCGUACAGAAGACAUCAGAUGAAAUUGAGAUUCUGCACACAGCAACACUGAUAAAGAAGGUUGAGAAGGUUAUUGAUGCAAGUCACCCUGAUCUGGCUGAGCUUGCAAAGGCAAAGAAAAUGCUCAAGGAACAUGAACAAGCAUUAAUUGAUGUGAUUGCCAAACUCACCGAUGUUUGUGAGAGUGGAAGUGGUGGGGAACCACCAUUCUUCCAUAAGAACGAUCUGCUGGGGAGCAAUCAUGAUGGUGUUGAUAUGGAGCCUGGGAUGAGGGCAAGUGGUCAAGGCGCACCGGAAAAUCAUCCAGAUGAGGAUGUCAUCGUUAUUUAGUUUCUUCCUUUUUCAUAAUCAUCAUUUCUAGGCAAUACAUUCUGUCUAUUUAGAUUCUGGAGCUGAGCUGCCAAACAUCGUAUUUCAGCUCAAUGGAUUAUAGUGCCAACUUUGCUGUCGCAUGAAUUGUGCAAGACAACGUAGAGAUGUCUUUGUAUGUUAUGUUAUUACUCUUUAGUUGUGAUGCUACAACCCCUGAAUAAAGCUGCUUCAAUUUGGCAAUACAUUU